CUGUGGUGGACCGUCCACGUCCACAGCUUGCCCCACCGACCUGAGCAACACGACGUCGUGCAAACCGAUGACAACAUUGCCCGUGCCUAAUGAAGUGAUCCCGGUCUCUCCAUCGACAGGAAGACAAGCAGUGGAAUUAUUCAUAGAACAGAAUCGCUUUAAAGAGGACCCUAUUAAGGAUCGUGUGGAUUGAAGCGACACAUUUGCAGGAGGAGUCUGAUCUGAAGGUGGAUUUUCAGUGGGUAUUAUCACAUUGAGGCGGGACUCUGAGAAAGUUUACGCUGACACACACAACGGGAGAGGAAUCAGCCAAUUUGUUUUAGGAAACCACCACCAUAUAUUUCAAAUAACCGGUCUUUUUUCAAGCUGCAAUAUAUAGCCUGGCAGGAUUGUCACUUGGAACUUUUGUCUCAGUUGAGGAGGAGGACUGUUCAGCAUCGUCACUAACAUCAGGUCAGGAGUCACUGACUGUGAUACAAUUUGCUUAACUAAUGGGAGAUAUACCACAGUUUCAAAUACAAAGAACUCACGUGUAAUACACGGACAUGGAGGUGACAACGCAGCACUAAAAGCCGCAGAAGGAAUUACAGUCUGGCAAUACUGAUACACAGACAAUAAUCGAAAUUCGUCUACGAUGUCUGUGGGUAUCAUUCGCGCAUUGAAAACCUUCAAGGAUCAUCCAUACGUUCAGUAUGUAGGACUUGGUUUAGCAGGACUGGUGAACAUCGAAAACCAAGAUGGCGACCACACAGUCAGCCGGAAGUCCAAGUUGCAACUCAUUCGGCUAUCCACAGCCGUAUGUGGCAUCGAACUGUGCUAUGCGGCAGAGACAGCGUUUGUGAGCCCUAUUUUAUUGAAAUUAGGGGUCCCUGUAGCCCUUAUGACUCUUGUUUGGUGUCUUAGCCCAGUGCUGGGUUUUUUCCUUGUCCCCGUAUUGGGUUCCCUCAGUGACAGAUGUCCAAUGAAGAUGGGGCGAAGGCGCCCGUUUAUACUUAUAUUAUCAGCAGGUAUAGUGCUGGGGCUUCUACUGGUCCCUAACGGUGAGAGCAUAGGGAUUUUAUUGGGGGAUAAAGGAAAUGAGACCUUACAUAACAGAUACAAGUAUGUUUAUAAUCAGUCCUUUCAGGAGACAUCGAAGAGAAGUAUUUUGGACAAUGUUUCAUUACCCGACGUAACACCAAUACCUAUAUCGGAAGGGACAGACAUGGUAACCGGUGCCACUGAACCUGAAAGUUAUGCUAUAUCUAAAGACCAUUUUCGAGGAAUAAUAUUGACUAUAGUUGGGGUCGCAAUGCUUGACUUCAACUGUGACGCUUGUCAGUCACCGAGCAGAGCUUACCUUCUGGACGUUACGUCACCCGAGGAACAUUCUUCGGGGUUGACUAUGUUUACAGUCAUGGCUGGGAUUGGUGGAAGCAUCGGCUACAUUAUGGGAGGUGUGGACUGGAACGCAACAGAGUUUGGUACAGCUUUUGGGGGCCAUAUACGUGUUGUGUUUUUUCUAGUCCUCAUAGUGUUCAUCAUUUGCGUCAUAUCAACCAUCACCAGCUUCAAGGAAACACAACUAAAAGAUCUCGGCAUUUCUAAAGAAAAAAUCCAAAAGAAGAAGAAGAAAGUCGGGAAAUCGAAAUAUCGUAAAUUCACAAACGAGGAAGACGAUGAUGAGGAAGAAGAAAUUGGUUUCUCAAACGACCAGAGUUAUGGCGCCCUGGGCAAACCAAAGUUAGAGAAGCUACCAUCUGACCAUGACCUUCACAAAGGUUACACGGCAGACUCAGAGGAUGACCUGACGUCAAGGAACAACAUGGAACAACACACAGAAGCAGACAGACACACCCUGACGGAAAGCAACGUCACGUCAUCAAACACCGCCGACAAAGACCACCCGAUUGAGAUAUCCACCGACGUUACGCUGCGGACAUAUUUACGUUCCAUUGUGAAAAUGCCAAGGUCGCUAUUCAUAUUGUGUUUAACGAAUCUCUUCUGUUGGUCGUCUCUCGUCUGUUACUCACUAUAUUUCACAGAUUUUGUAGGGCAGGUUGUGUACAAUGGCGAUCCUCAGGCCCCGACUGGUAGCGACGCUCACAACCGAUACGAUGAUGGAGUAAGACUCGGGUCCUUUGGGAUGUCCCUGUACUCCUUUUCCUGUGCUGUCUACUCACUCUGUAUCGAAAAACUCGUUCGCACAUUUAAAGCCAAAAGAGUGUACGUAUGCGGCCAGUUGACCUAUACUGUGGGAAUGGUGAUACUGGCACUAGUGAGGCACAAAGUGGCGGUAAUUGUCUUGUCCCCGACGGCCGGAAUAAUGUACGCCACGCUGUUCACAAUGCCAUACUUGUUGGUUGCAAAUUACCACACACAAGGGGAGUUCAAUCGUCCCGAGGACCAACAGGUGCGUGGUCUGGGGACUGACGUGGCAUUGAUAAGCAGCAUGGUGUUCCUAGCCCAAUUCCUUCUCUCUGUGUCAAUCGGCAGCAUCAUCCACGCAGUCGGCAGCACCACCGCUGUCAUUGUCGCUGCCGCCAUCUUGAGCUUCUGUGGAGCCAUCACAGCCACUCAGGUCACCUACUUCGACGUGUAACCUCUGACCUCGUCACCCCUGACCUGGUUAAAUCUGUCCUUGUUACAUCACCAUUGCCGUUUGUAUUGAGGAAGGUUCAAGGAUGAAGGUGACGCGAUGACGAGUGGAAUGGGGGAGAAACUGCCAGUUAUGCCCACUUAGAAGGUGAAGGUCGACCGAGCAAGGUCAGAGGUUAUCCCAUGGUACAUAUUGCAAUAAGCUUAAUAAAGAAUCAAGGUGUUGAUUCAUGUACAAAACGAUGUCAAGAGUUUUGAAGAAAUCACGAGGACGGUACUAAAAUGGUAUAGACAGGAAAUCUGGAAAGACUAUAUCUUUGAUCGCAAACACUGUGAAUGUGUGUGCAAUAUCGUGUUCAAAUAAAGAUGAAUGUACUGUUGUGUCAUAAAUCUGUAUUUCUGUUAACUAGAUAAAUACAUGUUACACCCACGGGAGAAUGCCUUUGUGUAAGUGGAUUCUAUGUAUGUCAGUGUUAGGUAGCUCUCUUACACUAGCAACUGAACGACUGAAUUUCUACCAGUCAGUUUCCAUAGUAACCUGGGAAAAAUAGACAUAUUCGUAAAAAUAACUUGAGCUGUGUCCAACUUAUAACCCUUCUUAUUUAUUCAAGCAACCAUAUAAGGCAAGAUGAGUUUUCUUUCUCUGCCCAAAGAACUAAACAAAAAAACAAUAGUUAAAUCUCAACCUCUUUCACAUAACCUCAGAAUUAGGCGGGAAAUACUUUUCUGCACGGUGACAUCUAUAAUUUGUGUAACGUAACAUCCAUUGCGUCACACUCGUCUGAGAUACAAAGGGCAUGCUAUAUAUAACGGUAAGAAACAAAUAAAGCUGGCCCAAACAUAUUGUGUGGUUCAAUUCAGCAGGAAUUGUAAUAUAUACUGAGAGAAAUAUAUAAAGGAUCACAGGGAAAUGCAAGCGUUCCUUUAUUACUUUACAGUUUUCUUCGCCACAGCGCUAAUCAAAGCUGGAGAUGAAUACUGGAAAAUAUUAAAGGAACGCUUGAAUUUUCCUGUGAUCCCUUAUUUGUUUCUCUCAGUACAUUAUACAAAUUUAAUAAUGUUAACUCAUAUAUACAUUUUUAUCGACAUUUAAACCUUUAUUGAACGAGUUUUCAGUAAUAUUAGUUACUUGCGGUUUUAAAUAUAUACUGUAUCUUAAGCAGACUGGUCAAUUAUCUCAUUGUCAUUACUCACAUUGUUCUUUUUAUUUAAAGUCAUUUCAUGUGCUGGCGCAAAUGGACUUUAGAAGGUUCAAGUCGCCAGAAAAACAUACAAUACCAACAAAUAAGGCUGUGAUUUUAGGACUGCUUCGUUCUGCGCCUGAUCGUGAACAUCUUCAUACAGAUAGGCGAUGUGGUCAUAUGAUGCCAAUAGCUAUGUGGUGUUCUGUUAGCGUCUAGGCAAUCCGCAUGUACAUGUAUUUGAAAGAAUGUUUAAAAUUGUAACAUUUAGAGAAAUAAAUAUUUGUUUAGCUUA
Haliotis rubra (blacklip abalone) is the source of this 4053-nucleotide messenger RNA. Its product is annotated as proton-associated sugar transporter A-like. NCBI's taxonomy places the organism in Eukaryota, Metazoa, Mollusca, Gastropoda, Lepetellida, Haliotidae. Bases 635 to 2581 code for a protein of 648 amino acids. The record is from RefSeq and is a predicted model, not a curated record. Gene Ontology annotation, cellular component: membrane. The transcript has 4 exons. Gene Ontology annotation, molecular function: sucrose:proton symporter activity.